Messenger RNA from Odocoileus virginianus texanus, 4010 nucleotides. It is a transcript of the gene URI1, whose product is annotated as URI1 prefoldin like chaperone. Gene Ontology annotation, biological process: negative regulation of transcription by RNA polymerase II; negative regulation of phosphatase activity. NCBI's taxonomy places the organism in Eukaryota, Metazoa, Chordata, Mammalia, Artiodactyla, Cervidae. Gene Ontology annotation, molecular function: transcription corepressor activity; chromatin binding; phosphatase inhibitor activity. The record is from RefSeq and is a predicted model, not a curated record.
CUAGUAUUUAUAAAUAAUAGAUUUAAUGAGUUCACAGUGUGCAGGCAUUGUGUCACUUCAGUUCUUCCAAACUGUCCCAUUUAUUGCUCACAGCAAUCCUGUUUCUAAAAGCUUCCUGAGUUGUUAGGUUUAGUUAUACUGUCUUUAAGUAAGUUGUGCUAUUUGUAUCAAAUGGAAUGAAUUUUACACAGUGGAAUUAUCUUAGUGGGUAAUACAGUCUUUCUUUCAAAUUUUAGAAUUGGUAUUUUUGAUACUUCAUGGGAACAGGGUCAUUGAAGGCUCAGUAUAUUUAGGUGUUCAGUGCUUUGAAUCUAUGAGAUAGGUAUUAUUUCAAUUUUGUACCAUUGAAGAUACUAAGUCUAGGAUUAAUUUGUUAAAUGGUGGAGCUGGGAUUGAUGCUCUGGUCUGACUUUAAAGCCAUGUUCUUUCUGGUAUAUAGGCCUGUUCCUGAAAUUUCCUACCAUUUUAUUAAUAUGAAAGUGUAUCCAGAAAGAUGACUUUUGCCUUAAACAAAUAAAGACAUUUUAUGUUUAUUUAUAAAAAGGGAUUUGAGAGGAAAGUUUUUAAAAAAACACUUGAACAUUAGAAAAUGAAAAGGCUUGCUUGAAAGGAUACUGGUCAGAAGACCUCGGUUAAGGUCACUGCUACCUCUCCUUAAUAGAGUGGAUCUAAUUUCUCUUAAAUGUGUGGUUUUUUCCAUUUUUCUUCUGUUUUCUCUUUUGUAAGAGGGAAAUAUUGAUGUGACACUUACUGCAGGAAUAUUUUUAUGAUGAAUUAAAAUAUGUGAAAUUCCUUGAUAUUUUUAAGACUAAAUGAGAUGAUUUUUAUUAAUUAUGUUUGUUGCUUUAGGGGAGCUAAGGAGUAAACUGAAACCAAUUCCAUGAACAGUCACUUUUAUUACCUGGAGAGUGAUUAUACUGCAAUUUAUCCUAAUUUUAAUAUGAUAAUUUCUACAUGUUCUUUUAAAUUACUUGUUGAAUUGGAAGAAGGUAGAUAAUGACUAUAAUGCUCUUCAAGAAAGACUCAGUACAUUGCCUGAUAAGUUGUCUUAUAAUAUCAUGGUACCAUUUGGCCCCUUUGCCUUCAUGCCAGGAAAACUCGUCCAUACUAAUGAAGUCACUGUUUUACUUGGGGACAAUUGGUUUGCAAAAUGUUCAGCAAAGCAGGCUGUUGGCUUGGUUGAGCACCGGAAAGAACAUGUAAGAAAAACGAUAGAUGAUUUAAAAAAAGUGAUGAAAAAUUUUGAAUCCAGAGUUGAAUUCACAGAAGAUUUGCAGAAAAUGAGUGAUGCUGCAGGUGAUAUUGUUGACAUAAGAGAAGAAAUUAAAACUGACUUUGAAUUUAAGGCAAAACAUCGAAUUGCUCAUAAACCUCACUCCAAACCAAAAACUUCAGAUAUUUUUGAAGCAGAAUUUGCAAAUGAUCUAAAAUCCAAGGAUCUGCUUGCUGAUAAGGAACUGUGGGAUCGACUUGAAGAACUAGAGAGACAAGAAGAAUUGCUGGGUGAAAUUGAUAUUGAUAGUAGUAAGCCUGAUACUGUGAUUGCAAAUGGAGAAGAUGUGUCCUCUGAAGAAGAAAAGGAAGAUCAGAACAUAAAUGUGAAUAUGAUGCAUCAAGUAACAGACUCUCUCACCCUCAGCAAUUGUUAUAACAGUCUUACAAAUUCAGAACUCUUCAAUGGUCAAGUGAAUAGUCCAUUGAACUAUUCAGUGAAUGGUUCAAAUUCUUACCACAGUAAUGAAGAUGAUAAUGAUGAUGGUGGUGAUAAUGAAAAUGACCAUGAUACCUUAGGGGUUGAAGAUAAUUCUAUACCAACAAUAUAUUUUUCUCACACUGUCGAACCUAAGAGGGUCCGUAUAAAUACUGGAAAAAAUACCACCUUAAAAUUCAGUGAAAAAAAAGAAGAAGCCAAGCGUAAGCGAAAGAACAGUUCUGGCAGUGGUCAUUCUCCCCAAGAGCUGCCUAUGAUCAGGACUCCUGCUGACAUUUACAGGGUCUUUGUUGAUAUUGUGAAUGGAGAAUAUGUCCCUCGUAAGUCAAUCCUGAAGUCUCGAAGUAGAGAGAACAGUGUUUGCAGUGAUACCAGUGAAAGCAGUGCUGCUGAUUUUGAUGAUAGACGGGGAGUUUUGAGAAGCAUUAGCUGCGAAGAGGCUACUUGUAGUGAUGCUAGUGAGAGCAUUUUGGAAGAGGAACAACAAGAAAAUCAUCAAAAGAAACCUUUGCCUUUAUCAGUAACACCUGAGGCUUUUUCUGGAACUGUAAUAGAAAAAGAGUUUUUGUCACCCUCCUUAAUACCACACCCAGCCAUGGCUCAUCCUGUGCUGCCCACCAUUCCAGAACGAAAAGAAGUUCUCUCAGAAGUAUCAGAAGGAACUACAAAGAGGGUUUCAAAGUUCAAAGCUGCCAGACUGCAGCAGAAAAACUAGGGCUGCCUAGAAAGUGGGAGUUCACCUCCUAAAACCUAGUUUUGCAAGUGUUUAGAAAAUGUAUAGCAAAAUAUGUUACAUGUAAUUUGAAGUAAGUCAUCCUGAGUAAAUUUGGCACCAAGUUCUCUUACUCUAUCAGUGGUAUUAAAAAGAAAUCAAAGUAAAUAUUUAAAUACUUUUAAUUUUCAGCUUGUUUUGUUAAUUCUCUGAAUACCGUCAACACUCAUUGUUUAGGUUUGCUGUGUCAUACGGUAGCAGCAUUUUGAAUUAUUUUUCAAAGAAUGCUGUUCAUAUGUGUUGUUUUUGUGUUUCAAACUAAAUACUGGCAGUUUUGUUCCAGCUGUGAUAUUGUGCACACCAUAUGGACCAUUUUAAAGAAACUUUUAAAAUUUCAAAUAGAUUCAACAAUUAUAUUACUUGCUUUACCUUUUUAAAGGCACUUUAAAAAAAAAAUCUACUUCUUGUAGGUUUUGCAGCUAGGUGGCUAUUUAAAAAAUCUGUCCCUGUUUGACUGACUGUUAUUCUAUAAUCUCUAUGGUAGAAAGCUCCAUGUACCCAACAGAAAGUUUCUUUGGUUGAAAGAACGGUAUUUUGUAAAACAUUUUUUUUUUUUAAGUAAAAAUUUUAUGAAACUUUGUCUCUAAAAUGUUGUGAACUUUAUGAUUCAGAAUUCAAUAUAGAAGUGUCUUUCAUGUAUAUGCUACAUGCACCAUACAGUGGAUCCUUGAAUUCUUAUGAUUCCCUAGGCAAUUCUCCCCUAGUGUGUGCAGUUUUAAAUGGUGUUUUAUUUUGGGAGAGAAGGAAAGUUGUCUAGAUAGAAAUACAUAAGUAAAUUUUCUUAAAUCAGAAAUUUUAUGUUUUAAUCUUCUGAACAUUUUUGUUCUUUAAGGUUACUUUCCUACUAGUAAAUAAUUGAAUAACAUUUGCUUUUGGCAGAACUUCUUAAAAUAAAGAGAAAUUUAUUGUAACAUUGAAAAUUACACUUGCAAGUGUUAAUCAUUAGUUUGAUGCAUGCUAAAAUGUAGCUUUUAAAAAGCAUUCUGCAUUAGUACUAAAAUAGCCAUCAAUGCCAGUCCACCCUCUAUUCAUGGCUAAAUAUUUAAAGGUUAUUUAUAGCUCUUUAAUGAAUUCUUGCUUAAACAAAGUGAAAUUAUGUCCUAGAAAAGUAGAAGCUAUUUGUAACUAGAGCAGCACAACUGUAAAAAUUUUAUGAAUAUGUAUCUUAGUAAUAAGGGGAUGAGCCUGAAUCCCCACAAGUUAAUGGAUAAUUCAGAACAGAGAACUGAUUUUAAAAGAUUGCCUAAAAAUGUAGGUUUUUUUCUUCAGUAAAUUUUGAUCAAUUGUAUAUAUUUUUAGUUGAAAACUUUUUCGCUCAGCACCCCCCCCCCAACAAAAAAGGAAAAUAACCAAGAGUAUAAUCCCAUGCACACAAAAGAGCCCACAGUUCCAACUGCUUGUCAGGUGACCCUUUCUCUGAUUUUCCCCCAGAAACAGACUGCAUUACGGGGUUACUGUGGUGUUCUUUACAGACAUGUAAUUUCAAGAGUACUGUCAUUAAAUAAUUUUUCAUGUUUUUCAACUUCA